Molecule: messenger RNA, 3633 nt
Organism: Dalotia coriaria
Lineage: Eukaryota; Metazoa; Arthropoda; Insecta; Coleoptera; Staphylinidae
Product: KH domain-containing protein akap-1-like
Exons: 7
Coding region: 47-1966 (639 amino acids)
Molecular function (GO): RNA binding
Source: RefSeq, a predicted model, not a curated record
AUCGCAUUUGUGAAUCAUCCGGAUUUAAUCGUGGAGCUGAUAAGCAAUGGCCCCAUCCUAUUCGCGUCAGCUGCUAGUGUUUGCAGUGCCCACAAUCGCAGUGCUCCUUACCUACUUCUGGUUCAAGAGGAAAAGAGGCGUAAAACAGAGUGACCCAGGUGAUUCGCCGUCCAUCGCUGAGACGAAGCUUACUUCAAAUAAGACUAGUGAACUUCAGGAAGUAUCAAACACUCCGACGAAAUCUAUUGCCACUCCGUCUGGCGGUAAUAUCGGUACUCCCCAACACCAUCAGCCACAAGGUAGUAGUUCCGAUAACACCUCUCCAUUUGGUUCCCCAGAUCGUUCCCCGCGAGUUCUCUCCACCCCAUCCACGCCCAUUGAUAUUAUCAUCCCGCGCGAACUCAGAUCGCAGCGAACCAGCCCAAUUGUCAUCUCCGACGAGGAUUUAGACAUCGAAAUUGAGAAGGUGAAGUCGAUGCGCUCGUACUCAUCGGAGCAUUAUAAACUUUCUGGUGGGUCGGAUACGAUUGACGGCAUUUCGACGACGAGCUCUACCUCAUCGCGCACACCGGCAAAAAAGGCCAAAGCAAAAGUACAGCAGCCCGAAGACGCUAUGCCAGCCGGGAAGUUGGACUCGCAAGUCAAGUCGAAGAACCAGAUGAAGACUAACGCCGAAAAGAAGAAGGGCAAGAUGACUCCUGUUAAAAAGGUAGAGGAAGAGCUCAGCAACAUGAAACUCAAUCAAGAGUCGGAGACCCAGGAGGAGGUAAAGGUCGAGAAUGGCCGGAAAGAGGAACAAGCAAAUGCACAUGCCGAAGAACGGCAGAGCAGUGAGCGAGACUCAGCUAAUCACAGCCCCGCUGAUGUUAUGUUGGCCAGUCCAUCGCUGAGUUGCAUUUCGGAUAAUCACAGCGAGGGUUCUAGUGAUAGUGGUAAGGGAGGUAGUGAUGUAGCUACGCCUCCGUCGCGCACCCCUGCAGGGGACUCUAUGCCACUGACCUACGAGUUUACGCUACCACAGGUACUGGUUGGCAAGCUAAUCGGACGUUUCGGUACAUUUGUCGCCGAGAUCAAGGAGAAGACGCGUUCACACAUUGUGAUCAAGAAGCAUCCCACAGUUGGCAAGCUCAAAUUAUGUGUUAUUGAAGGUAGUCAAAGUGAAAUCGAUAAAGCCCUGAAGAUGAUUCGUGAGCGUUUCCCACUAAAGAAGCAUCCAGAAGUUACGUUGGAACAAGUGACUGUUUCAACACAGAUGUCCAGCGUUCCCAUUAGCACAGAUCACAUAUAUUUAAAACUUGUCGAAGGCGUUAAUAAUGAUACCAUCGUGAGCUGCAUGGUGACGCCCAGCCAUCUCUUCCUCCAACAGCCGACGCACCCGUCCUACCCGCAUCUGCAAGUGCUUUCCAGGUACAUGAUGAUGUGCUACAGUAAUCCAGAAUCACCGUCAAUGCCAAAACCAAUUCAACCAAACACAAUUUGUGUGGCGGAAUCAAUCGGCGAGUGGUGUCGGGCGAUGAUUCUAUCCACAUCAGAGGAAGAGGACACUUCCUAUGUGACCUUCCUUGAUUAUGGCGGUUUUGCUGUAAUUCCCAAUGAUCAGCUCAAACAAAUUCGCGGCGAUUUUCUCCUGCUUCCCUUCCAGGCAGCUGAAUGCCAUCUUGCGAAUAUCCGACCUGUAGGUGGCGAUGACGCUCAGUGGUGCGAUGAGGCGUAUAAAAUGGUAGCCGAUGUAACAAAGGGUGCCCUGGCGCUCGCGCAAAUAGCAGAAUAUACCGAACACGGGAUUCCCUUAGUUUUAAUGUACAUUUUAGUUGGACCACAGUCGAUUGUAUAUUUAAAUGACGAAUUAGUGAAACGCGGAUUCGCCGAAUACAUUCAUACGCCGGAGAUACUGGACGAGGUACAGACGACGUAUGUCGACGUUGCAGAGCCAGAGGCGGGCGCUGUCGGCGGGAUUGCAGUGUAAAACAUCCCAUCCACACACACACACACCUACAACAUUGUGCACUUCGGUGCCUCAAUCUGCGAAACAGAACACACAAACAUAAAGCAUAGUUAUUUAUAUAUUUAGAUAUUGCAUGAGGGCGGGCCACGGGCACUGAUGGGAUGGUUGCGCACGUGAUAUGGCAGGGCGGCACGCGCACAAUUCUUACCCUGCCCGUCUUCUUUUAUAGUCACUUGAUGUCUACGCCCAUGUUAUUCAUCAAGCAUGUUGUUGAUUUUCUUUCCGCGAUGUACACUUACGUCCAUGCACUUGAACUAGUUAAAAUAGCCAACUCUUAGUUUAUGCGUUGUGCAAACAUGCUCUUUCAAUUUGAUUUUGUGUUGUUGUACAAUGUAAUGAUUUGAUUUGUGAUGCGGCUUAUUUUCCUACUAUUUGUUGAUAUUUAUGCCACGCCUCUAGCACACGACACGCGUUUUCAUUUAUAUCUCUCUAUGAUAAUUUUAACAUUGUCGCAACAAUAAUGGUUGUGCGCACUUACCUCAUAAUUGUAGGUAGGCAGGCUGGAUUUGAUGAAGUCGGUUUUUAAUAGAUCGGUAGGUUUUAAUACAUAACUGGUUUGAAGUUUCAAGCAAGAUUGCGAAACAUGUAGAGUGCGCCUGAAGUAGCAUGAUCUUCUCUUUGUAUUGAUCACAGCAAGGCACCGCGAUGCAAAUGUUAAUGAAAACAAAAAGAAAUGUACAUAUUGUAUUUUUGAAUAUUACUAUUAGUAGAUUUAGUGGAACGCAUACUACUCUGUAACUUACAUUUAGUGCUGGUAGGUUAGUUAUUGUUUUCUUUCUUUAAUUUUGCCUAGAGUUAUUGUUUAUUUUUAAUUUCUAACUUCCCAUCUUCAUUUGCGUAUGCGCGACGCCGUUAUAUUGCAAAUGUACGGAGUUGUCAUUACACAACGCACGCCUGAAACGCAAAGUUGAAACAAACACAAAGUUAAUUGUAAUCGUAACGUAAGCUUAGUAAUUUAACAGGAAUUUUCGGAGAGUUGCAUCGGCGAUGGGAUGCAAACUCUGUAGGAAUGAUUGUAGGAUGGAACUUUGUAGCCAAACUUGUAACUGAUUCAGACUGAUUUGAUUGUUCCUAGUCCAUACAAACAAGUGGUUGCUACACAUUUGGUUUAUAGCAAAACACAUCUUGCAAAGAAGUCAUGUCAGAAUAUAUAAAUAAGACAAAGAAACACUUCAAAGUUGUUAACCGACAAGCCAAAAAUCACUGUAAAAAGAUUUUGCACAAUAAAUCAAUUAUUGUACGUUUGUUACACUGAAUUAUUACACUUGAACACUACACUGAAAAGGAGGCGCCUACAAUAGAAAUGGUAGCAAUAGUUAAAUAGAAUAAUCUAAUUUUGUACAUUUCGAAUGUAAAAAUUGGUUGUUGAUGACUUACUUUUAACCGAGAAACAAUUUGGUAGCAAUGCAAUUGGAGCGGGAGCAAGCAACAUUCUACAAUAGUGAAACUAACAUGUUAUCUAAUCAUAUUCUGUUCUUAGAGUUACUACUCUUUUUCAUGUGUUAUUUACGUUUACGAUUUUUUGUGCGUUUGUAUUUUUAAUUUUAUGCGUAAUUCGUAAGGACUUAGAUAUACUUUAGCUUUUGUACAUAAGGAGUUGUAAUAUACGUUUUUUUUCUUUUUGGAAA